AUGCGGGAGGUGCACCAGAACAGCGCCUGCCGCCCCUUCUUCUUCAUGUGGCGCGACAUGAUGCAGCUGGCGGGGGAGGGCCACGACCCCGAGCAGCUGCUCGGCGUCAGCCACGCCGUCUGGCUGAGCAGGCGCUACCAGUGCCUGGUGCAGCGCUUCAUGGUGCUGCAGCUCGAGGAGGCCGGUGCCGCGGCGCCCCAGGGCGGGGCGCUAGGGGAGGCCGCCUGGGCGGCCACACUGUCGGCGGUGGAGGCGCGCUCCUGGCGGCCGGUACUCCCUGGGGUGUGUGAGGGCUGCGGGGAGGUCUGCUUCCCCUCGUCGUACUCAAUCAGCAAGUUCCUUGGCGCACCAACGCCUGAUGCGCGCAUCAUGGACUUCUACUACAAGUACUGCGGCGACACCGAAAUCCCUGGCCCGGGGGAGGACCCCUGGUGGCAGUACAUUGCCGCUGAGGUGGACGUGCGGCAGUACAGCCGCGGCUGUCAUGAAGCCCUAGCCGAGCGGCUGCUGCGACCCACACCCGCCUCCUCGCCCCUGACGGCUGACAAGGCCAGCAAAGGCUCCCGGGGCAUGUCGUGGCUCGUCCACACCGCUGAGGCUGCGCUGCGCGAGGACGCGGCUGCUGCCGGCGGCCUCAGCGAGUGGGAGCGGCUGAUGUUGCAGUCAUUCUUAUCGUUCGCCACCUGCUUUCAGUGUGUCACCCUGGACGAGUGCUUCAUGUCUUUUGAUGCCGCGUACGGGGCCGUCACCGCCGCUGCCGCACGCGGGCUCAAACCCGACGAGGCGCGAGCUGCGGGCUUUAGCGCAUGCAUGACCAUCCUGGACAUGGCAGCUGCCAACCUUGCAGUCCGCCAUAAAUCGGGGCGCUCGGAUCUCUUGCUGCAGCACGGGCCGCUGUCGAGCAGUGUGCAAUUCGAGCAACUGUACAAAUCUAUGUUGGAUCCUGGCAAGGGCGGCGAGCUGUACAACAUCUUGGCCCUCCUCAGGCGUCCACCCAGCGCGCCCGUAACCGACGCCGACCCCAUCCGCCGCGCCGGCCUCCUGCCGCGCCUGCGGGCGACCGCGUCUUCGGCUUGGAUUGCAAAGCUCAGCGACGAUGGCGACUCUCAUGGGCUCACGCACCUUGCCUUGGCGCUUGGUGGCGGCACUGCUGCCGCCGCAGGUGAGGGCGGGGCCAGCGAAGGGGGCAGGCGCCCUUUGCCGCCGCCUUCAGAUCGGCGGCUGCUUUCAGAGGCCAUGUCGCAGCUGUGCGAACUGUCGGACGGGCUUGACGGCGCGCUUGAGUGCCUGUGCAUGCUGCCAGGGCCGCUGCCGCCAGCGGCCGUAGCGGCGGUGCUUCGUCGCGCGUGGCAGGAAGAGGACGCACCCAGCGUGUGGAGUGCCUGCAAAUCGGUCAAUGCCUGGAGAAAUGCGGCGGCCUCUGCCCAGGCGGCGGCCACCCUGGACGAGCUUUUCCUGAAGUGGGUUGAGCAGCAGGAGCAGCAGCAGAAUCAGCAACACUACCACCACCAGCAGCAGCAGGAGCAGCAGCAGCAGCAGCAGCGGUGGCGGUGUGGCUACAUUAGCAUGGUCAAGGGCCUUGCAGCAUCGUAUGCAUUGCUUCGCGCUGCACCGAGUCAAGCCGUGGCUGGGGUGCUGUUGCGUUUGCCAGUGUCAGGGCUGCAGCUGGCCUUGGCGCUGCGUCAGGUGUGCGGCGACCGCACCGCCGCCGGGCCCGUGGCGGAGUCGCUGAUUGGCGCGGCCUGCGCUGCAGACAGGCUCGCGGUGGCCAUGCUGCUGCUGCGGGUGGCAUGGAGCAAUGGCACGCUCGGGCCCACAACCUGCGGCCGCGCUGUGGGCGCCCUGGCUUGCCGCGCGGCGAUGCUGCCGGACGCCCAGGUGCGGGCGCGCUUUGCCCUCGGCUUGCUGCAGCUGGCGCGGGACGGCACGCUGCCCCCCGGCUUUACAGGUCGCGCGAGCGCCGUGGCGGAGGAGCGCCUGCAGCGCAGGCGCCUGCUGCCGGGCGCGCCGGUGGCGCUUCCUCAUGCAGCAGCGGCUGAGCUGCUGCGGCUGGUGGCGGAGGACAAUUCGACCGCUGCCGCCGAUGUGGUGGCUGCAUUUGAGUUUGUCACCAGCACCCCAGGCGGCGGCCUGUCCCUCAGCGCAAUAGGGACCGCCAGCUUGAGCGCCGUGGUGGCGGCAUUCGCGGCUCAAGGCAAGCACGAAGCUGCAUGGCAGCUGGUGCAGCAGGCCGGCGGCAGCAGCAGCACAGGAGCGGCAGCAGGGGAUGGCGCAAGCUCCAGCCUGCUGGCCCAGCUUGUUGCGGUGUGGGAGUCGCUGCCCACACAUUGCUUGCCCGCCCCAGUGCUGCGCGCUGCGGCUGACGCGGUGGCGACGGCGGGCUCGGCCCCGCUGGCAGGGCGCUUGCUGGGCCUGCUGGCUGCGGCGGAGGGCUCCAGCUUGGCAGCAGCAGCACUCAGCUUGAGCGAUGCGGCCCUGAUGGCGCACCUGCUCACGCAGCUAGAUGCAGGCGCCAGGUCAGCGGCGGCACUGGGGGCGGCUGCAGACUUGGCAGAGGCGAUUGUCGAGGCGGACCGGCAGCUGCCACAGGGUACGUGGGCGCGAGUCCUCGCGCUUUGCAGUGGCGGCUCCGCAGCCGGCGCACGGCUGGCGCUUCUUGCUCAUGAUCAGCUGCUUUCAGAGGCGGCCGCCGCAAUUGAAGCAGCAGAGCGCAGCAGUGGCAGCAAUGAGAGUGGUGCGGCGGCGGGCCAGCCGCUCGCCGACGCGCUACUGGCUGCACUCGCGUCGCCACUGGUGUCAGGAGAGUCCGGGUGUGCCGACGGCGCCUCCGCAGCGGCGGCUGCGGCGGCGGCAGAGGCGGAGCCGCAAGAACAGCAGCAGCUGACGGCAGGCUGGGCGGCAGCGGCGCAGCGCGCAGACAACUUGAGGGCGCAGCUUGCUGCACUCUGCGCCGAGGCAGCCGAGGGGUCGCCGGGGCAUUGGCUGCGGUUUCCUUCAGGCUGCGGGCGGCAGGACGAGGCGGCGGCGAGGCGGCUGGCAGUGCUGCUGUGCGCGUCAUCAGGGCUGGCGGGGGCGGCGGUUCAAAUGUACCAGGAGUUCCGGCAGGCGGGCGGUCAGCCUGAGCUGGAGGGGGGCCUGCUGGAGGCGGCGCUGGCGGCGGCGCAUGAUGCGGGGCCAGAGCUGGCGACAGGGUCUGCCGCUCCUACGGCUAUCCUGCGCACCGCCCAGUCGCUCUGCCCACCCGGCACCACCUGGGUGCCCGGCGCCCCCAUCGCAUGGCGCGCAUUCUUUGCCACACUCACCAGCAGCGAAGCCAACAGCGCCAACGGCGGCGAGCGCGAGGCGGCCGCGGCGGCAGUGGGGGCGGUGGAGGCACUGCUGCUUGACAGCGACGCCCUGUGGUCAGCGGGUGGCCAGGUGGCCGCCCUGCCUUCAGAGGCGGUCGCAGAGGGCCUGCGCGCGCUCGUGCCGUGGGCGCCCAGCGCGCCAGUGGGCGCCGCGGCCGCAGCGCGGCGGCUGCUGACCACGUGCAUUGCCACCCUGCGGCCUGGUCUGCCUGCGGCUGAUGCCGGCAUCUACUUGGCAGCUGCCGCCGUGCUGGCCGCGACUGGUGACGCGGCGGGAGCUGUCAAGCUGCUAGCGCCGCUCAUCUCUGGUACGAAUGAGCAGGCGUUUGCAGCUGCAUGCGGCAGCAGUUGCGACUCUUCCAUCGCUCAGCAGCAGCAGCAGCAGCAGCAGCAGCAGCAGGUUGCCGCUGAGUUGCUGCGCCUGCUGCCCCCAGGCCGCCGCGCUGCGGCCGCGGCGCCGGUCCUGCGCCUGCUGGCUGCGGGGGGCGUGGGUGCGGUGACGUCACCUGCCCUGGUGGAGGCGCUGACUGGGGAGGACCUGGAUGCUGCAGCCGAGGCUGACCUGGCAGAGGCGUUUGGGGGCGUCUUCGUGGAGGCAUUGAUGGUGGCCGCGUUUGAGGGCCUGCCCGCGCUGGGCGGUGGCGACAAUGGCUCUGCGCAGGACGGUGAUGCGGCGGCCAGCCUGGCGCUGCGGGCUGGCCCAGGGGCGGCGGGCGGAGACGAGGGCAGCAGCCGCGAUGCGGCUCUGCGCGACUUGCUGCGUGUCAUUGAUUAA
Messenger RNA from Monoraphidium neglectum, 4122 nucleotides. RefSeq lists its product as hypothetical. The record is from RefSeq and is a predicted model, not a curated record. The coding region runs from base 1 to 4122 and encodes 1373 amino acids. The transcript has 10 exons. Lineage: Eukaryota; Viridiplantae; Chlorophyta; Chlorophyceae; Sphaeropleales; Selenastraceae.